AUGGAGACCACUGGCAAAUUAAACAUGACUUUGAGCACUGCGACAAGUCCGCCUUCAGGUGUGAGCAGCACCUCAGGUGACAGCCUGGUGUCUUCAGAAGCGUCUCCCGCUACAGAGGUACUCCACCUUCCCUGGAACACAGCAGUGACCAGCUUGGGGACCAUCACGUCUACACAGGAGUCCCGGUCCUCUGCCCCAGUAGGAUCAGAGACACCCAAAGGCACCACUGCAGUAGUCACCUCUUGGCUCAGUGGGGACACCUCACUUUCCACACCGGAGGCUGGCCUUUCUGAAACCACAGAGACUGAGCCACGGUCAACGUCAUCCCCUGGCCUGGAACCAUGGGAAACCAGCACAUCCCGGCACACCACCAUGGCCUCGGAGACAAUGAGUGUCCCUUCUCCAGUGUCCACUGGUACUACUGCAGAGGACUCUAGGACCCACGUCAUCUCCUCCAAGAGGACAUCCAUCCCUGGCCCUGCUCAGUCCACGAUGUCUCCAGACAUCUCCACAGGAAUCAACACCAGGCUCUCUACCUCCUCCAUCUUGACCAAGUCCACAACUAUAGCCAUGGUCCCCAAAACAGUUGUCCCUGGGACUACAUCACAGGACACAAGUAACACAGAUGCAUCCACCACGGCCUCCUGGGCCGAAAGUCACUCAGCAGGCACUCAAGUUUCUGCAAGCUCAGAAGUGACCAUUGGCAUGGACACGGGUUCUGAGGUUGUAAUCAUUUCCCGCUACAAGGGGACUCCACCUUUCCGGGAACACAGCAGUGACCAGCUUGGGGACCAUCACGUCUACACAGGAGUCCUGGUCCUCUGCCCCAGCAGGAUCAGAGACACCCAAAGGCACCACUGCAGUAGUAUCCUCUUCGCUCACAGGGGACGCCUCAUUUUCCACACCAGUGGCUGCUCUUUCUGA
Molecule: messenger RNA, 924 nt
Organism: Neogale vison (American mink)
Lineage: Eukaryota; Metazoa; Chordata; Mammalia; Carnivora; Mustelidae
Product: mucin-16-like
Exons: 2
Coding region: 1-924 (307 amino acids)
Source: RefSeq, a predicted model, not a curated record